Molecule: messenger RNA, 3193 nt
Organism: Asparagus officinalis (garden asparagus)
Lineage: Eukaryota; Viridiplantae; Streptophyta; Magnoliopsida; Asparagales; Asparagaceae
Exons: 14
Coding region: 132-2594 (820 amino acids)
Cellular component (GO): plasma membrane
Source: RefSeq, a predicted model, not a curated record
UUAGCACUCAGUCGACUGGUCUCGGUCCUAAAUAUCAUUCUCUCGCCCUUUCUAAUUGUUCUUCAAGCUCUCGCAUCUUUCUCUCUCGCAGAUUCGCAUUGAAAUCCCUCUCCUUUUUGUGUUGGGUGCUAAUGGGUUCUCUGAAUCCUCGUCUUUUGGGCCUCUUCUGUUUAUGGGCAGCUGGGUUUAGCCUCUGCCAGUGCAAAGAUCAGUCCUUUCUUAUUUCUAGCUUUCGCCUCAGUGAAACUUGGCUCAGGCCCUACGAUUGGCAAUAUAUCAGAGUUGACGUUCCACCAUGGUUCUCCUCGAUGACAUUGACUUUUGUAUCUGAUAUUGAAAUUAGUAAGGGCAAUAUUAAACAAAUUCCGAAGAGUAAUCUUCCUUUGAUAUGCUUGAAAGAUGGCAGCCCUCCUAUUCCAGAUAUUUCAGAAUCUUAUUUGGAUAGUUCAUUGUCAAAUUUUCUGGUUAAUGGAUCCUUUGGUGGUCCCCAAGCAAUCAGAGUGGAACAAUGCAUUCCAUUUCGGAAAAAUGUGACAGUUGUUUUGUCAAAUGAACAGAUAACUUCAGGGGUAUGGUACUUUGGUUUUUUUAAUGGCCUUGGACCUGCUAGAACUCAAUCGAAGAUGAUUAAUCGAGGUCAUGCUUACAUGUUCAGAACCAACAUAAUUGUGCAAGGCUGUUCCAGUUCAGCAAUAUGGGGUCAGUAUUGUAACCAGAGUAUUGAUAUGGUUACAUGUUCUCAAUCAUCUACCGAUAAACCAAAUACUACAGAAGGGAAAGAAUUGGCAUCAAAUUCCAGUAUUUUCACAGAAGCAGAAAAUAUUAUGAAGUGCACAAACCCUAUUGAGUCAUCUUGUCUUGGUUAUGGGGAAUUUAGUUUCUACUUUCUGGAUGUAGUUAAUGUUGCAUCUCAGUUUACAAUCAUUGCUACUGAUUUCAAAUUCAAUCAAACAUCCUCCGCCAAUAGUUCAGUAGUUUUUAAUGGAAUUCAUCUAAUGUGUUACGCUCGCUACAAUGCAAUGCCACUUAGUACUUUAUAUGAUUAUUCUGCUGACAUAAGCAGAAGCCCAUUAAUUGUGAAAUCUCCAAGAAUUGGAAGAUGGUACAUUGCCAUUCAGGUUGUUAACCGGAAAAGAGAAGAUACAGUGAUUGAAGAAAAUUAUCCUGAGGGUAACAUGUGCUUCUCUUUCGAAUGGAAAGUACAUGAAUGUCUUAGUGGAAAGGCCGGGCUCAACUGUUCAUGGGAAGCGCACAUGCUUCAGAGAGUUCCGAGAAGAGGCUCAAAUACUCCUUCUGAAUCUUAUUAUCUGCCAAUUCAUGAAGGUGCAUUAGUGGAGAUUGAUCAUGAUGAUUUCCCUUUAGAUGGCCUCUUGACCAACUCAUCGUCACAAGAUAGUGCAUGGACAUACUUUUUCCUCGAUAUUUCACAAGGUGCUGCUGGAGCUAAUAUGCAUGUGCAGCUGGUAUCUGAGGCGAAAUUGACAUAUGAAGUUUAUUCAAAGCACAGUGGUCUAGCAUCUAGCGAUUAUUGGGAUUAUUAUGUUAACAGCAGAAGUAGUAUCAACGGAUCAACAAUAUUGGCCCUAAAUGAUUCAAGUGAAAGAAAGAUAAACUUUUACAUACUGUAUCCAAAGGAAGGACUUUGGUCUUUUGCAGUUAAACAUCCUCCCCUUACUCAUCACAAACAACAGACUACCAUGUCCAUUAACAUUGUGGGGUGCCCCAAACACUGCUCUUCUCAUGGACAAUGCCAUUAUGCUGUAGAUGAAAGUGGAGGGACAUUCUACAGCUACUGUGCAUGUGAUCGUGAUCAUGGAGGCUUUGAUUGCAGCAAUGAACUUGUAUCCCACUCAGGACAUGUUUGGCAAUCAAUUUUUCUUAUAGCAUCAAAUGCAGCUGCUGUACUACCCGCAUUUUUAGCCCUUCGUCAAAAGGCAUUUGCUGAAUGGGUUCUGUUUACUUCUAGUGGGAUUUCUAGCGGGCUAUAUCAUGCUUGUGAUGUGGGCACCUGGUGUGCUCUCUCUUUCCAUGUGUUACAGUUUAUGGACUUUUGGCUUUCUUUCAUGGCUGUGGUCAGCACUUUUGUAUAUAUGGCUACAAUCAGUGAGACUUCAAAAAGAGCAAUUCACACUGCUGUUGCUAUAAUUACUGCCUUGCUAGCUGAAACUGGUGCAACAAAGUCAAGAAACAUUGGUCUUGUUAUAGCCAUUGGCACACUGGGUCUUUUUGUUGCAUGGCUAUUGGAGUUCUCUACUUCAUACAGACAAACAUAUUGCCCACAACAAUGGAACUUGAAUAUGAAUGAGAGAUGGCCGAAUAUCAAAAGAUGGUUCUGGAAUCUUAUAAACAUAUUGAAUAAAAGGUUCCGUUGGCGAUUCGUAUUUUUGGGUUUUAUCAUGUUAGCAUUUGCUGCAACAAGCUGGACAUUGGAAGCUAACAAAACUUACUGGAUUUGGCACAGUUUAUGGCACAUUACCAUAUACACAUCUUCCUUCUUCUUCCUAUGGUCAACUUCUGUGAAGAGAAGUGAUGACCCCCCACCUGUAGCUGUUUAUGAACUGACACGGCAGGACUCUCUGCCUAGAACUGAGUAGCAGAAAAAAAAAGGGUAAAAAGACUUCACACGGAAGAAUAAUGCAUCAGUAGACUGUACCUAUACUUGUCACAUAAAAUAUGAUUACAUUGGAGUUGGCAACUUUUUUGUUCGAACCUGUGUGAUAUCGAAACAUAGACCUGUUUGAAACCUGAGAUUUCAUUGGCUUCGAUGAUGAGAUUAGAUUUUUGACUGCCCCGUCAUGCAGCCUUUCGACAAAGACAGCUUCAUGGAGUAUAGAGAUUCUUUUUAUCUCCCAUCAGAAGAAAUUAACUAUAUGUUAUUAUGUAAGUUAAAAGGUGUAUAAACAGAUAGAAGGGUCCGCUAAUUGCGUGUUUGUAGAAAAAAUGAUAGAAAUAAUGGAGGAAGUUAUGGAUGUAAAUCGCCUCCCCGAUAUAUGUAUCCCCUUGUGAAUGAGACUAGGGGCAGAUUUGGUAUUUAAGUUCGUCUUCUCGUCGGACCACACAAAAGACCCGUUACCGAGGUAUAUAUGUAUGUACAAUUGGUGGUGGUGUUUUAUUCGGUUGUAAAUGUACAUACAGGACAGAAUAAUUGCACAUGUGCCUUGGAUUAUUGGAAUAUCUGAUACUGUUUACUAGA